AUGACUAUCAUCGACAGAAUCCUGUGCCGACCCUGCAUCUUUUGUGCGAUUGCCGAUGGCAGCACCCCAACCACGCUCAUUUACAAGGACGAUGAGAUUGCAGCAUUCAAUGAUAUCAACCCGGCAGCAGAGACACAUAUCCUGAUCGUGCCUAUCGAUCACGUCAAGAGUGUCAAGACCAUGACGACCGACCACAUCCCUCUGCUCGAGAAGAUGCAUCAAAAGGGUAUUGAUCUCCUCAAAGAACGCGGACACGAUCCCGAACAGUCAAGGCUUGGGUUCCACGUGCCGCCAUUCAACACGGUGGACCACUUGCAUCUCCACGUUGUGGGAGGGGUCAUGAAAUCCAACUUUCGAAAACUCAAGUACGAGACGGGCCGCAUGUGGUACAUGGAUCUCACACAGUUGCAGACUACCCUCGACAAGAAGCGGAGGCUGCAAGAAGGCGCUCGUCUUUAA
This is a messenger RNA of Linnemannia hyalina, 459 nucleotides long. Lineage: Eukaryota; Fungi; Mortierellomycota; Mortierellomycetes; Mortierellales; Mortierellaceae. The record is from the annotation of a GenBank genome assembly.